Molecule: messenger RNA, 762 nt
Organism: Oppiella nova
Lineage: Eukaryota; Metazoa; Arthropoda; Arachnida; Sarcoptiformes; Oppiidae
Source: the annotation of a GenBank genome assembly
AUGAGGAAGAGGCCGGGUUUGGGUGAUUUGCAGCGCCGACAACAACAGGACGCCAAAUACAAGGAGAAGAGUCAAGUGAUGGCCGCCGAAGAGAUCAACAAACUGUCGCAACAGAUGUCUGAGUUUCAGACAAAGCUUCAGGAGUUCGCUCAGAAACACAAGAAGGAUAUCAAACGCGACCCCGAGUUUCGGCGCCACUUUCAGACGAUGUGCGCCACCGUUGGUGUGGAUCCGUUGCAGUCUUCGGCCAACUUCUGGACCAAACUGUUAGGCGUCGGCGACUUCUACUACGAACUGGCCGUUCAGGCCAUCGAAGUCUGUAUGAGUACCAGUCAUCGCAACGGAGGACUCAUUGGUAUCCAUGAACUCCAUUCACGACUCCUUCAGUCGCGAAACACCGCUAAACUGAGUCACAAACCGGACGAAGAGAUAUCUGUGGACGACGUGUUGAGAGCCAUCGAGAAGUUGUCUAAAUUGGGAAGCGGUCUGAAAGUGAUGUCUUGUGGCAAGACGUAUAUCAUUCAGUCGGUGGCCACUGAGCUAAGUCUGGACCAGAACUCAAUCAUACAAAAGGCUCAAUCGACCAAUGGAUGUGUGAGUCUGUCAUCGAUUGUCAAUGACUUGCAGUGGACUGAAGAAAGGACUCUGAAGGCCAUCAACGAUAUGGUGAUGGAAGGGAUCGUUUGGAUCGAUAAACAGUCGCCGACCGGACACACACUCUACUGGUUUCCCGGUCUUCGACAGUCAUUGUCUUACAAAUGA